AUGGCAGAAAUAGAACAAUCUUUCAUUAAAUUUACUUCUCGCAGAUCAGUUGUUUUUGGUACUAAUGCUAUGGUAGCAUGUAGUCAACCCUUGGCAUGUCAAGCUGGUUUAGAAAUUUUAAAAAAGGGAGGAAAUGCCGCGAACCUUCAUCGACCGGGAUUGGUGGAGAUUGUUUUUGUUUAUUUUAUGAAGCAAGAACAAAGAAGAUCGCCAUCAAAAUUAACGCUCGAAUAUGUUCGAGAUAAUUUGGGAAUCAUCGAAAAUAACAUCCCGUAUACAAAUAUAAAUGCCUCAACAAUACCUGGGGCUGCAGCCGGGUGGGUUGAUUGUGUUGAAUGGUUUGGUAGUGGUAAAUUAUCUCUUGGAGAGAUUUUAAGACCCGCGAUUGAGUUGGCGGAAAAUGGAUAUCCUGUGUCGGAAAUAAGUGCAUGGCAGUGGAAAAAUGGAGAAGAAGUUCUUCGAGCCACGUCUUCCGAUGGGGGUGAUAUGUUAAUUGAUGGUCGAGCUCCGAAAGUUGGCGAAAUUAUGAAUAUGCCAAAUUUAGCUAGAACGUUUCGUGAAUUAGCGGAAAAAGGGAAAGAUGGAUUUUAUAAAGGUCGAAUUGCUGAGGCCAUUGUGGAAUUAGUUCAAUCCAAAGGGGGUGUGAUGUCUUUGGAAGAUUUAUCUUCUCACGCAACUACACGCGUUGAACCUAUAAGUAUUGAAUAUAAAGGUGUUAGAGUUUGGGAAUGUCCUCCUAAUGGUCAAGGUAUAACUGCACUUAUGACAUUAGGGAUUUUAGAAAUUUUACAAGAACAAGGAAAAAUUCCAAACCUGAAUUCUCUCGAACACAAUUCUACGCAAUAUAUUCAUGCAUUAAUUGAGAGUUUGAGAUUAGCAUUUGCUGAUACUCAAUAUUACGUCACUGAUCCUGAAGUUCAUCAUGUUCCUGUAAACGAAUUGUUGUCAAAGGUGAAUGAUUUAUACACGAUAGAAUCAUUUAGAGAAUAUUUAAUCAAACGAGCGCGGCUAUUUGAUGCAUCAAAAUCUUCGAUUGAUAUACAAAAGGGAUCUCCCGUGAAUUCAAGCGAUACAGUGUAUUUUUCUGUUGUUGAUCGAGAAGGAAAUGCUUGUAGUUUUAUUAUUUCAAAUUAUGUUGGAUUCGGAACGGGGGCAAUACCAAAGGAUUGUGGAUUUACGUUACAAAGUCGUGGAUCGGGUUUUGUAUUAGAGAAAGGACACCCUAAUUGUCUUGAACCUAAUAAAAGGCCAUAUCAUACAAUUAUUCCAUGUAUGGUAACAAAAGGAGAUGAAUUAUUAUUAUCUUACGGAGUUAUGGGAGGGUUUAUGCAGCCACAAGGACACGUUCAAGUAUUAUUAAACCUGCUUCAUAAUAAUCUUAAUCCACAAACAAGCCUUGAUGCACCAAGAAUUUGUAUUGGCCCAGGUGUUCCAAGUGAUCCAUCAAAUCCAUCAUAUAACACUUCUACAAUAUUUGCAGAAGAAGGUAUUGAUCAAAAAGUAAUUGAUGAAUUAAAUCAAAUGGGACAUAAAGUUAGGCUAGUUAAAGGAUGGGAUAGAGCUUUGUUCGGGAGAGGGCAAAUUAUUGAAAAGAGGAUAGAUGAAAAGAGUGGCAAAGUAGUUUGGGCUGGUGGGAGCGAUUUUAGGGGUGAUGGGAUGAGACCCUCGGUUCCUAAAGGACUUAUCCCUCUUCCUUCACCUAAGGGGGCCGAAUUUUAUUUUGGUCAUUACAGAUUACUUGGUUCCAAACCACAUGAAACUCUUACAAAAUGGGCUAAAGAAUUAAAUAGCGAAAUAUACUCGAUAAAGAUGGGCAGAUUAAAUUUUGUUAUCUUAAAUAGUGAUAAAGUUGUUGGAGAAUUACUUCAAAAACGAGGAGCAAUUUACUCGUCAAGAAUGGAUUCGGAAUAUUAUCAUCAUAUAAUAACAAGAGGAUCUAACCUUGGCAGCUGUCCAUAUAACGAUUACUAUAAGAAAAUGAAAGCAAUAAGUGCCGGGAACCUUUCACCGUCAAAGAUCGAAUUAUAUAGUCCCUUAAUAGAUAAAGUGACAAAAGAAACGUUAAAAGAUUUAAUUCAUGGCUCAACUUCCUCAUCAAAUUCUGAACCAGUAAACCCACGUUUAUACCUUCGUCGUACAUCUCUAAAUAUAAUUUUAAAUGUAGUUUUUGGAACUCAUGCUACAAGUAUUGAUGACCCAUUAUUCAAAAGAAUCGAUAAAUUCUUGGAUGAUCUUACAAUGAUCUACUCAAAUGCAAAUAGGAAAUUGGAAUAUUUCCCGAUAAUAAAAUAUCAUCCAAAGAAUAAAACGAAACAGGAUGCGAUAUCUGUUAGAGAUGAUCUUGAUUCGAUUUUUGGUGAACUUCUGGAUAAUAUUAAAUCUGGAAAAAAUAACAAUCCAUGUGCUGCGAAAGAAGUUUAUGAACAAGGAGAAUUAGAAGAUUAUCAAAUUGUUCACCUUUUUGGAGGCCUCGUUUUUGCCGGAUCGGAUACAGUAGCAUCAAGUAUAACAUGGUUAUUGGCGUUCUUGGCUAAUAAUCCCUCGUUCCAAGAACCAGCUCACAAAGAACUUGACGCUCUCAUUCCUGACCAUGAUCGACUCCCAACUCCUGCUGAUUCUAAAAGUCUCCCUUAUCUUCGAGCAUUGAUCCGAGAAGGCCAAAGGGUAUUUCCACCAACUUGGACUGGAGUUCAUCAUUGCGUUCAACAAGAUGAUGAAUAUAAUGGUUAUUAUAUUCCGGAAAACUCUCUAAUUCUUAUCAAUGCUCAUGCAAUUGGAUUUGAUGAACAACGUCAUAAAAAUGCUAUGGAAUUUGAUCCGUAUAGGUAUAUUAAUUUUGAGCAAAGUAUGGCAAGUUUUGCCAAUGGACCUGUUGAAAAAAGGGACCAUUUUAGUUUUGGAGCUGGAAGAAGACUAUAUGGAAAACCUAUCCCAAUUGAUUUGAAUAAUGGUACAUAUGGUUUAACUAGUUGGCCAAUAGAUUAUCAUGUUAGUGAACUUACAACAAAGAAUAUUGUAACUUAA
Molecule: messenger RNA, 3024 nt
Organism: Funneliformis geosporum
Lineage: Eukaryota; Fungi; Glomeromycota; Glomeromycetes; Glomerales; Glomeraceae
Source: the annotation of a GenBank genome assembly